AUGUCGAGCGAAACCAACGAUAUCAGUUUCCUAUACCCACCUCCACCACCUUAUAUCAAGUUCUUUACCAAAGAAAAUCUUGAUAAAUUGCCCGAAUACAAGGAGCAAAAACACACUGACGCCAAUGCUGACGCUGAAGUUGAUCAGAAUGGUGAGGAGAAGAUCGAAUCACCAAUGGAUUUCUUGGUACCACCACCAAUGCCAAAAGACCAGUAUCGAGCCUUUGGUAGUAUCUGGCAGGUGAAAGAUCGUUUACCUGACCUAGAGGCAUCAGGACUAACUCAGUUGUACAAGAAACCUGAUGAGAACAACGAUGCUAGUACCGAUUACCAGUACAAAAUUCAAGAACUACGUCGUCUGCUCAAAUCUCUCCUGCUAAACUUUUUGGAACUAGUGGGCGUACUAAGCAUUAACCCAGAACUGUUCCCCAACAAAGUCGAUCACAUCAGAAUAAUCCUGGUCAAUAUACAUCAUCUACUCAACGAAUACAGACCCCAUCAAUCAAGAGAAUCGCUUAUCAUGCUCUUAGAAGAACAACUGGAGUACAAGAAACGUGAAAUACAGCAUAUCGAACAGGUGUGUCAAAACGUAAGAGAAAAACUAGGCCGAAUUCAAGAGGGUGGUGAUGGUGAGCCCGCUGGUGGAGUAGAUGUGAAUCCUGUUGGUGACGAGACUGCUCAUACGGAUAUUAAUACUAAUGCGAAUUGA
Messenger RNA from Zygosaccharomyces rouxii, 708 nucleotides. It is a transcript of the gene MED7, whose product is annotated as mediator complex subunit MED7. Gene Ontology annotation, molecular function: transcription coregulator activity. NCBI's taxonomy places the organism in Eukaryota, Fungi, Ascomycota, Saccharomycetes, Saccharomycetales, Saccharomycetaceae. Gene Ontology annotation, biological process: regulation of transcription by RNA polymerase II. Gene Ontology annotation, cellular component: mediator complex; core mediator complex. The record is from RefSeq and is a predicted model, not a curated record. The transcript has a single exon. The coding region runs from base 1 to 708 and encodes 235 amino acids.